UCUUGAUUGGUUGUGUUGCAGGUGCAUGUGACUAGGGGUCGUGUGCUGUGGGUUUAGGAACAUGGCAAUGGGGAGAUAUUCUCGUGUAGACGGGAAGAAGUCAUCGGGAUAUGGCUUAACCAUUACCAUUGUUUUGAUUGUUUCUCUUUGUUUGGUUGGUGCUUGGAUGUUCAUGUCUUCAUGGUCUGCCCCAACUGAGUCUAUUGACUUCUCUUCAAGCGAGACUUCCAAAGAUGUAGAAACCACUACUAAGAGUGAUUUCAAAAGUGAAGAAGUUGAUCGAGGUUCCAAGAGUUUUUCGGAUGAAAAGAACGAGGAACCUGAGGUCGUCACGGAGAGCAACGAAGAGAAGCCUGAUCCUGAGAAAUCUGGUGAGGAGACCUCUGGUGAGAAAACGGAGUCAGUUGAGGAAAAAAAGGAAUUUGAUGACAAAAAUGGUGAUGGGGAUAGAAAAGAUGGACAGGGUGAGAAAGAUACGGAAUCAGAAAGUGAUGAAGCCAAGCAAAAAGANCUGCUUCAGCAUAGAAAUUGGACUUAA
Molecule: messenger RNA, 538 nt
Organism: Camelina sativa (false flax)
Lineage: Eukaryota; Viridiplantae; Streptophyta; Magnoliopsida; Brassicales; Brassicaceae
Source: RefSeq, a predicted model, not a curated record